AUGAACUGGAAGCAGAAAAAGAUGCUUAUUGAAGAUAUAAGUGAAGAGUUAAAUAAAGCUAGGGUAGCAAAUAGAGAUAAAGAAAUGAAGGAAGAAAUCAUAGACCAUAUGGGCUAUUUGGUAUAUAUGGGUGGAAGAGGAGCUGUAUUUUCCUAUAUCUUUUUAUCAUUUGUAGGGCCACUGCUUUUUAAAUUUCCAAGACGACUUAUUCGAUAUCCUAUGCUUUUUGGGCUUCUUUUCACUUGGAGAGAUCUUUAUUUUUUCGGAGCCGACGUAAAUCUAAGGCUGCAUUCUGGAAGAAUUUUAUCACAAUUUUCACAGCUUCCUGAUGGCUCCCAACUAAAAGAUUUUUAUGUUCAAAUGCAGUCUAAAUAUAAUCUCAAUCUUGUUUAA
Molecule: messenger RNA, 393 nt
Organism: Blepharisma stoltei
Lineage: Eukaryota; Ciliophora; Heterotrichea; Heterotrichida; Blepharismidae
Source: the annotation of a GenBank genome assembly